AUGGCCUUGAGAAAUCAUACCAUGGUGUCUGAAUUUAAUUUUUGCAGAAUUACCCAGUCUCAAGGGUUGAGCUUGCUCUUAUUUUUCUUCUUAUCUACAGUAUAUGUAACAACUGUGUUAGCAAAUGUUGCCAUCAUGGUCACUGUGACCUGGGAGUCUCACCAGCACACACCCAUGUACUUCCUGCUCCACAACCUCUCCGUCUUGGACAUCUGCUUCUCCUCCCUCACUGCCCCCAAGGUCCUAGUAGACCUUCUUCCCAGGAGAAAGACCAUCUCCUUCAAUGGCUGCAUCACACAGAUGUUCUUCUUCCACCUCCUCAGUGGGGCAGAUAUUUUCUCUCUCUCUGUGAUGGCCUUCGAUUUCUAUGUGGCCAUUUCCAAGCCCCUGCACUAUGUGACCAUGAUGAGUAGGGGCCGGUGCACUGCCCUCAUUGUGGCCUCCUGGCUGGGGGGCUUUGUCUACUCCAUUGUGAAGAGCUCCCUGCUGCUCUCAUUCCCCUUCUGUGGACCCAACUUUGUGGAUGGCUUCUGCUACAAUGUCCCCCAGGUCCACAAACUUGCCUGCACCAACACCUUGGCCCUUGAGUUCGACACCUUUGUUCUGGAGGUGCUGAUGAUUUCCAACAAUGGCCUGGUCAUUACUCCAUGGUUUGUCCUUCUUCUUGUGUCUUACACAGUCAUCCUUGUGAUGCUGAGGGCUCACAUUGGUGAGGGAAGAAAGAAAGCCAUCUCCACCUGCAUAGCCCACAUCACUGUGGUGAACCUACACUUUGUGCCCCUUAUCUACAUCUAUGCCCAGCCCUUCACUGCCCUCUCCAUGGACAGAGCUGUCUCCAUCACCUUCACUGUCAUCAUCCCUGUCCUGAAUCCCAUGAUCCACACCCUGAGGAACCAGGAGAUGAAGUCAGCCAUGAGGAGACUGAAUGGAAGACUCAUGCUUUCUGCAAUGGGAUAG
Molecule: messenger RNA, 957 nt
Organism: Sus scrofa (pig)
Lineage: Eukaryota; Metazoa; Chordata; Mammalia; Artiodactyla; Suidae
Source: RefSeq, a predicted model, not a curated record